This is a messenger RNA of Carassius carassius (crucian carp), 1215 nucleotides long. It is a transcript of the gene asgr1a, whose product is annotated as asialoglycoprotein receptor 1a. NCBI's taxonomy places the organism in Eukaryota, Metazoa, Chordata, Actinopteri, Cypriniformes, Cyprinidae. The transcript is spliced from 8 exons. The record is from RefSeq and is a predicted model, not a curated record. Bases 54 to 941 code for a protein of 295 amino acids.
GAGUGAUAAACAUUCAUGAACGUGUGUGUGUUUGCAGGGCCAGACUCAUCAUCAUGAAGGCCGUCACGUCCGAAGGCAGCUCUGGAAACGAAUAUACAGAUGAGUUUGAAAAUUCAGAGACCAGUGAUGACACAGAGUUCUGGAGGAAAGAGUCGUCUGUGCGCAGGAUCGUAGAGGCGCCCUCUGGCGGUCGCUGGCGGUGGCAGGUGUUUGCUGCGAUCUGUAUAAUGGCUCUGGCUCUGCUGCUGCUGAUCAUCACAGUAUCUGUGAUCCAUGUGAAGUUUGGCAGGAAGUUCUCAACUACAGAGACGAACAUACAGAAUCUGACGCAAACGCUUGUAAACGUCAUAACCAGAACACGUGACCUAGAGGAACACGGACAUAAGCUGCUUUUGGAAAUCAGCAGUCUGGAGUUUAACCAACAGAAAAUGCAAAGCAUGAUUAAUGAUAUGUCGGAUUCAGCGCAGGCACUCCGUGACACAGUUUCUGGUCUGAAAUGCCAGAUUAACAAGAUAAGGAACAACAACACGCAGGAGCUGUGCUGUCCUGAUGGAUGGAUGCUCUUUUCCACACACUGUUAUUUCUUCUCUGAUGAUGGGAUGCCAUGGGAUGCGGCCAAGGACGAGUGUAUGAAGAAGAGAUCAGAGCUGCUCGUCUUAAAAAGCAGACAGGAGAAGAGUUUCGUGGUCAGUAAGACCAGGCCUCUGUUCUACUGGCUGGGCUUGACUGAUGCUCACACUGGUGAGUGGGAAUGGCUGGAUGGAACGCCGUUUACGAUCAUCAGGAGUGAAUGGAUGCCUGGUCAGCCGGAUGACUGGAAAGCUCACGGUUUGGGAGGCGGUGAAGACUGCGCUCACUUUCAUCACGACGGACGUUAUAAUGACGAUCACUGCUCUCGCCUCUACCGCUACGUCUGCAAAGCUCAUGCCUCCUCCAUCUGAUACACGAAUGUCCUUCACAGCAUCAACAAUUCACAACAAAACUACAUCAAACGAAUAUAAUAUCAGUGUAAAUGUAAACACUAAUAAUGGUUUAAUAAAAGUUUCUGAUUCUUAUAUUUACUGUAUAUAAACAAUAUUCUAUAUUGAUUUUGGAGGCAUGACAAGGUAUUUUAGUUUAGUUUCUCAUGUUCCUGUACUACAAAAAAAUGUUGCUUUGGAUGAAAGCAACAGAUAAACGAAUAAAUGUAGCUCUGUACUUUUGAUUCUACUGCCA